This is a messenger RNA of Alternaria infectoria, 1137 nucleotides long. RefSeq lists its product as uncharacterized. The coding region runs from base 1 to 1137 and encodes 378 amino acids. Lineage: Eukaryota; Fungi; Ascomycota; Dothideomycetes; Pleosporales; Pleosporaceae. The record is from RefSeq and is a predicted model, not a curated record. The transcript has a single exon.
AUGUCUGCUGUGCCGAGGCGAGCCCAAAAGACCCGCGUGGUGGAUAGCAGCGACUCAUCAAGCCAGGCAUCCGAAGACAAUAGCCCGCCAGCCAAAAUCGAUCCCAAGGCCAACAGAUUCCGUCAGCACUACGCAGCCAUGAAUCCCGAUCGACCUAACGCAGAAACGAACGGAAAGUAUGGAAUGUUCUCUCUGGUGGACACACGUCUUCCACCGCCUGCGACUCCGAGCAAGACGGCAGCGAAGCGCAAGAGAGCGAGCUUGGAUAAGAGGGAGGCUGACAGUAACAAGAAGUCAGGAUUGAAAGACGAUUCCGGAGAUCGGGAAGAAAGUCCAUUGUUCGAGCCGGAGUCUGAUGGACAGCAAGAUGCAGACACUGUUAUGCUGAGUCCGCCUUCGACGCCAUCGGCCAAUUUGCGCCUGCCAAGCCGUAAAAAGGGAAAGAGUACUGCCACACCCCUCUCCACCGUCCUCGCUCUUCGUCGCCGUAGACACAAGCCCAUCGUCAUCGAAAGCGGAUCUUCAGGCUCUGGCUCUGACUCUGACUCUGACUACGACUCCGACACAAACUCUAACAUCGUCGUAGCUACACAAGACAACCUCACGACCAACGCCACCAAAGACCUCAUCGCUACUUCUGCCAUGCCUGGAGAUGUCUCCGUCGUCGAUGAGUACAUCAGUAUUCUCAAGGACAUUGCUACUAACUCUUCCGAGACCGCUAAGCAUUAUCAGGCUAUCGAAACACUCGCCGAAGAAGAAGAAGACAUAUCUCUCGCUCUCGACGGACUUGCCGACGAAGAGGAACAGGAGUAUACCGCCAUUGCGCAAGCAUGCGCUCAGGGAAUACAGAACGACAUGCAAGAUCCGAUCGUGAUUGCUGAGAUGUCCACCAUCCAAGCUGCAAUCACUAAGCGUAACGAAGAAGCUGAGAAGGCGCGCCGAGCUGUACCUGAGAUCAUGGCGAACAGGAAGGAAGUGCUAGAAACGGAGAAGUCACAAGCACGCUACAAGAGAGAGACUUUGGAAGAGGAGAGAACAGACUCCGAAUGGGAGAGAUUGCAAGAGAGGAAGUCGGAGUUGGAGAAUCGGGGUGGCAUGGCCAUGGCAUUUGAGCUGGGCAAGAGGUCGGGCAAGUAA